AUGAAUAAAAAAGCCUUAUUAAUUUCCAUCGAAGGGAUAGAUGGUAGUGGUAAAUCUACCUUAAUUAAAAAACUAAAUGAAACAAUUAUUAAUUCGGUUAUUACUCAAUCACCCCGUGGCACUAUUUUAGGAGAAAAAGUUUGGGACUUGGUUACGGAAAAUUUGCCUGAUUUGGCCGCCGGCAAAACAGUUCUAACUGACCGUUAUAUUGACAGCACUUUGGUUUACCAAGGAAUUCGGGGUAAAAUUCCCAUUACUAAAUUAGUUGAG
Ambispora gerdemannii is the source of this 270-nucleotide messenger RNA. NCBI's taxonomy places the organism in Eukaryota, Fungi, Glomeromycota, Glomeromycetes, Archaeosporales, Ambisporaceae. The record is from the annotation of a GenBank genome assembly.